Penicillium antarcticum is the source of this 531-nucleotide messenger RNA. RefSeq lists its product as uncharacterized. The transcript has a single exon. The record is from RefSeq and is a predicted model, not a curated record. Bases 1 to 531 code for a protein of 176 amino acids. Lineage: Eukaryota; Fungi; Ascomycota; Eurotiomycetes; Eurotiales; Aspergillaceae.
AUGAUGAAUCUCUUGCCCCGACUCGUCGCACGUGAUGACAACAAUGGUGGACUCUCCAAUGCUAUGGUCGACCUUCUGAUUGCUCUCCUCGUUCUGGUUCUGCUCGCCCUCGCUCUCGUUGGUGGUCUUAUGGUCCUUCGCCGCAAGCGUACCUCGCGCAAGGAAUCCCUGCUCCCCGUCUACAACGGUCAAAGCCCUCCCAACAACCGUCGCUUAACCAUUUCUACGAAUAAGAACGACUCCGUCCUAGUGUAUGACGAGAAGCGCAGCCUUAUGGAGAACUCCGACAGCCCACCACCUAGCCCUGUGCCCGAGAUUCGCAUUACAUUCCCCGAAGAAGAGGAUGAGAGCGGCAAGCGCAAGUCUGGCCGCAUGGUGGUAGUUCGUAUCAGUGACGCCGGCAGUGUCGGCCUGGAGCCUUGCCAUGAAGAGCUCCCACCCUACCAGACCAGCGAUGCCGACCGCUUCCAGUCUCUCGACAUUGAGCGGAUGGGCGGCUUGAAGGAGAAGGAAAUGAAGACAUACUCCUAG